GGCAGCAGCGGCAUGGCUGCCGCCCGCCUUCUGUCGCGCUCCUUCCUCCAUGGACCAUGUGUUGAAGAUUCCAGGAAUAGGAAGGACUGGUGGAACAGAUUCUGCCAGGAAUAGCGGCAGAAAUACUUCCACAGUGCAACAGAAUGGAGUUCGGCAUUGUUCCUAUGUAGCUUCCCGGAAACAUCUCUAUAUUGAUAAAAAUACGAAAGUUAUUUGCCAGGGUUUCACUGGUAAGCAGGGCACCUUUCAUAGCCAGCAGGCAUUGGAUUAUGGCACCCAGUUGGUCGGAGGAACCACUCCAGGGAAAGGAGGCCAGACACAUCUGGGCUUACCAGUCUUUAAUACUGUGAAGGAGGCCAAAGAAAAGACAGGAGCGACAGCUUCUGUCAUAUAUGUUCCUCCUCCUUUCGCUGCUGCUGCCAUCAAUGAAGCCGUCGAAGCAGAAAUACCCUUGGUCGUGUGCAUUACCGAAGGUAUCCCACAGCAGGACAUGGUGCGGGUCAAGCACAAACUAUUGCGCCAGGGAAAGACGAGGUUGAUCGGGCCUAACUGCCCUGGAAUCAUCAAUCCUGGAGAAUGCAAAAUCGGCAUCAUGCCUGGCCAUAUUCACAAGAAAGGAAGAAUUGGUAUUGUGUCCAGAUCUGGCACCCUGACUUAUGAAGCGGUUCACCAAACGACACAAGUUGGAUUGGGGCAGUCUUUGUGUGUUGGCAUUGGGGGUGAUCCUUUUAAUGGCACGGAUUUUAUUGACUGCCUUGAAAUCUUCCUGAAUGAUCCAGCCACAGAAGGCAUCAUAUUAAUUGGUGAAAUUGGUGGUAAUGCAGAAGAAAAUGCUGCAGAAUUUUUGAAGCAACAUAAUUCAGGUCCCAAGGCCAAGCCUGUGGUGUCCUUCAUCGCUGGUUUAACUGCUCCUCCUGGCAGGAGAAUGGGUCAUGCAGGGGCGAUUAUUGCUGGAGGAAAAGGUGGAGCCAAAGAGAAGAUCUCUGCACUCCAGAGCGCGGGCGUUGUGGUCAGCAUGUCUCCUGCGCAGCUGGGAACCACCAUCUACAAGGAGUUUGAAAAGAGGAAGAUGCUAUGAAAAAGGAAACAGAAGUUCCCUAACCCUGUGGAAUGAAUCAUUAUGGAAAUGGGAAGCAGCAGCGGUUUGCUUCUCUUGUCCCCCAUUGUCAGCCCAUGUGCCUGUCGCUGGUCUGUCAGUAGCAGGAAGCCAAAAUAAGGUUCGGAACGUCCUAAAUUGAGAUGUUUCCACGUCAUUGUGUAACAGACAGCCAAUAAACCUACCAUUUGAUUUGAA
This is a messenger RNA of Enhydra lutris kenyoni (northern sea otter), 1294 nucleotides long. RefSeq names its product succinate-CoA ligase alpha subunit (gene SUCLG1). The transcript is spliced from 10 exons. The record is from RefSeq and is a predicted model, not a curated record. NCBI's taxonomy places the organism in Eukaryota, Metazoa, Chordata, Mammalia, Carnivora, Mustelidae. Gene Ontology annotation, molecular function: succinate-CoA ligase (ADP-forming) activity; succinate-CoA ligase (GDP-forming) activity. Bases 50 to 1078 code for a protein of 342 amino acids. Gene Ontology annotation, cellular component: mitochondrion; succinate-CoA ligase complex (ADP-forming). Gene Ontology annotation, biological process: tricarboxylic acid cycle.